UGCCAGUCUGACCCUGUAGCAGAAAUGACAACCCUCCAGCCUCGGGGGCCCUACUCCCAGGAGGAGCUUCGAAAGCUCUAUCCUGAAGGACUGCAACUACAACUCGUGCAAGUUCUGUUACGGCAUGGUGAGCGGAGUCCUGUCUCUGCACGCUUUCGGAACGCUGGCCUACAACCAUUUUGGCCAUAUUGUGCUAUUGCCCGGCAGAUGGUGAGCGCAGCAAUGGAUGUUAACGACGCCCAAUGGACCCCUUUAAAAUGGCGGAGAAGGCUCGAGACAUUUGGUGUCGAUGACGGACCUGUUGUAGCAACUGGGCCUCGAGGGGAAGUGGAUGCUAUCUGCAAUCUGGGGGAAUUGACUGAUAUAGGAAGGAAAACUACUUGGGAGCUAGGCCGGCGUCUCCGACAUCUCUAUGUUGAUCAACUGCAGUUUAUGCCUCCGACGAUUCAAGAUGCGGAUAUGAUUUACCUGCGGGCAACUCCUAUACCUCGAGCCCUGGAGUCGCUCCAGCAAGCAUUCUGGGGAAUGUAUCCCUCUCAUACUCGUGCCGCGUCAUUUCCUCCUAUCACAAUUGUGACAAGAGCCCCGGCCGAUGAAACCCUCUUUCCGAACGAUGGGAAUUGCAGACGUUUUGCCCAGCUCUCGCGAGCGUUUGCGCAAAGAACCGCAGAUAGGUGGAAUAGUACCUCUGAAAUGGAGUAUCUCAACAAGCUCAUUUCUAAAUGGAUGCCGGAAACUAGCAAAAGGGUAGCCGUGGAUUCGCACCCCAGACUCUCGGGAAUCAUGGAUACGAUCAAUUCAACGCUCGCACACGGCCCAGAAACGAGGUUGCCGAAUGAGUUCUAUGAUGCCAAAGGCCGAGCUAUCAUUGAAAAAAUUGGAGUGGAAGAAUGGUUUAGUGGAUACCAGGAGUCUCAAGAGUAUCGCUCCCUUGGUAUCGGUAGUCUCAUGGGGGAUGUAGUGUCUCGCAUGGUAGGCAGUGUAGAGAUGAAUGGCAAUGAUGGUUUAUCGGAAAUUGGGGGUAAAGAUGGAUCGACGGGAAGUGGAAGAGGUGGCGAGAAGGCUAUUAAAAUGGCUCUUAGUGGCUGCCAUGAUACUACACUCGCGGCCGUAUUGUCGAGUUUGGGUGCCUUUGAAGGGAAGCCGUGGCCCCCAUACACGAGUCACAUUGCUCUAGAGCUGUUCAAAAAGUCCGAUUUACAGCAAGCUCAAGUGCCAGCAAAUCCGAAGGUCGAAACCACGACCGCCGGUGCUGGUGACCACAAGACCCCAAAGAGCUGGUUCGGGUCAAUUUUUGGCAGCAGCAAGAAAGAAGAGAACAAUCCAGUUGGAAUUGCAAGGCGCAAGGUUGAGGAGCUCACGGAUACUGACAGGUCGAAGCUGAAUGGAUAUUUCGUCCGAAUUCGAUACAAUGAUGAGGUCAUGAAGGUGCCGGGUUGUAAAGCUGUUGGCAAACAUUUGGAUGGUGAUGAAUCAUUCUGCACUUUGGAGGCUUUUAAGGCCAUCGUAGAUAAAUACACACCUACUCACUGGAAGAAAUCCUGUUUGAGCAACAUGGAUGAACCGCCGUUUCCAGCAAAACCAGAGCCCGCCGGAUAUUAGAUGAAUUAAUAUAGGCAGAUAUGCGAUAUACAUAUGCAUAUUUUCAGCAUGGAGUAUGGCGCCGAAUCUUGGGAUUUACAUGCAUGGAAUCUAGAUAGCUCAGACAAUAAUAGCUAUUGACUCAAGCACUUCCUCUGUUUAUUUCAUUUCC
Messenger RNA from Amorphotheca resinae ATCC 22711, 1753 nucleotides. RefSeq lists its product as hypothetical. The transcript has 2 exons. Bases 25 to 1602 code for a protein of 525 amino acids. Gene Ontology annotation, molecular function: phosphatase activity. Gene Ontology annotation, biological process: dephosphorylation. The record is from RefSeq and is a predicted model, not a curated record. Lineage: Eukaryota; Fungi; Ascomycota; Leotiomycetes; Helotiales; Amorphothecaceae.